GAGUUUGCAGAGAGCUUGUCGCCCUCAUUCGCAGUCCCGACUCAUCUCUAAGAGGCAGGUGAAUCCAAGUGAUUUGGGACAACGGUCCCUAAGGAGUCUGUCCUCCCUCUUCCCCAACCGACUGCUGGGAAUCUCCGUGAGAUUGGUGAAAAGCCGAUCGGUGCGGUGUGUUGCGGCUGACCCGAGGAGAACCGCAGUGGAGCCAUGGGCGCAGGGAGCUCGACAGUGACGGCGCAGCCGGGGUCGCCGCAGGAUGCACCCGAGCCGGGAGCUGCAGGGGCCCCAGCGCUAGCGGAGCAGGAGAACAGCAGCCCCUCUUCGGAGGCUGCAGCCACAGCUGCAGCAGCUGCGCUGGAACCCCCGGUAGACCACGACACGAGCGCAGCCCCCGCUUCCCCCAAGCUUCUACAGAAGAAUGGGCAGAUAAACAACAUUAAUGGAAUAACAGAAGGGCAAACAGGAGACACACAAGAACAGCAAGAAGCAAUUGUUUUAGAUGUUGGACAAAGAGACUCCGAAAACAUGAUUGAAAAAGAUGAGCUGGAUAAUACUCUGGUAGCUAGAUCAGCAUCUAGUGUGCAGGAUGUUCAGGGGACUGUGCAUGAAAUAAUUGAGCAAAUGCCUUUGUCAGAAGAUAACAUAGAAGAGUUGGAGCAACCUACAGAAUCUCACUCAAAUGAUGUUGGAUUUAAAAAGGUGUUUAAGUUUGUUGGCUUUAAAUUUACUGUGAAAAAGGAUAAGAAUGAUAAGUCUGACCCUGUUGAAUUACUCACAGUCAAAAAAGAUGAAUAUGAUGAUGGAGAAGCAAAUGGAGCUGAUGAUUAUCAAGAUUCUGGUUCAGAAAAUGAAGCAUUAUCUAAAGAGAUUGAAUCAACUCAGUUAGUUGGGACAGAUGAAGAAAGCCAAAAAGAGAGUGCAGAUCCUGAGGAAGGCAAGAAUUCUGAUGAAGAGAAACAAGAAAAAGUAGGCAACAAAUCUUCUGAAUCUGAAAGUAUAUCAUCAUUCAAAAAGUUUUUCAGUCUAGGUUGGGCUGGCUGGAGAAAAAAGACCAGUUAUAAGAAAUCUAAGGAGGAUGAGCCAGACACUUCUGAGAAGAAAAAGGAACAAGAAGUGGGGAAAGGUGAUAUAGUUGAAAUUUAUGAAGGAAAGAAAAAGGAUACUGCUGAACAAUCAACUGAACAUCUACCCCACCAUGAAAUCAUUGAAAGUACACAAGAUUCCAGUGUGUCUGAAAAUGAAAAGGUACAUAGGUCUCCUGAAGAUCAAGUUCAAGGACAAAUACUUUCUGAAGAGAAAGCUGCUCCUUUAGCCACAGAAGUGUUUGAUGAAAAGGUAGAAACAGUAGCAGAAGUUCAUGUCAGUACUGUGAAAGAGCAAGAACAAAGAGAAAAUCAAAGUGAUGAGGUAGAACAUGUUGUUGGCUCUUUUGUCCUUGCAGCAAUUGAAACAAAUGCAGAUUUGAAGAAAGCUGAAGUGACAGAGAAGUUGGUCAAGACCAAAGAAGUGGUAUGUGCUUCUGGAGAUGAUUAUGUUAAACUAGCUGAACCAAGUCCUGAAGUAUCAGUCUUGUGUCAGCAACAUGAAGGCAUCACAAAUGAGGUAGAAAUACUGUCCUCACAAGAAAGAGGGAGAUUGCAAGGAAGCCCAUUAAAGAAACUUUUUAUUGGUACUGGAUUAAAAAAACUGUCUGGAAAGAAACAUAAGGGGAAAAGAGGAGAUGAUGAAAUGAAGCCAGACGAAUCAGGGGAGCUUACACAAGUGUCAGAAGAUUCUCCAGAAACUCCAGAGGAACAAAAAGGUGAAAGUUCUGCUUCAUCCCCUGAAGAACUGGCUGAGGUAACCUCUGUAGAGAAAGGUAUUGUAGAAGUACCACAGGAGGUUGAGAUUGAAGAAGAAGGGGCUGUUUCAGAUGGAGAGAAAAAGAGAGAAGGUGUCACUCCCUGGGCCUCUUUUAAAAAGAUGGUGACACCCAAGAAACGUAUUAGAAGGCUUUCUGAAAGUGAUAAGGAAGAUGAAAUUGAGAAAGUAAAGAGUGCUACUCUUUCUUCAACUGAAAGUGCAGUCUCUGAUAAUCAGGAAGAGAUGAAAGGACAUGGGGAGGAUCAGAAGAUAGAAGAGCCAAAGCGUAAGGUUGAUACUUCAGUGUCCUGGGAAGCCUUAAUUUGUGUUGGAUCUUCCAAGAAAAGAGCAAGGAAGUCAUCAUCUUCUGAUGAAGAAGGAGUUUCUAAAGUUGUUAAUGGAGAUUUCCAGAAAACAGAAGAUGCAGGAAAAAGUAAAGAAUCUGGGACUGAAAUAACACACAUGAAUUCCCAUGAAGUUGAUCAAGGGCAGAUAAAUUCUUCCCCUGAACUAGCUGGAAGCCCAGUUGAAGGAGAGGGAGUUUCCACAUGGGUGUCAUUUAAAAGAUUAGUUACUCCAAGAAAAAAGUCAAAAUCAAAAAUGGAAGAGAGAAAUGAGGAAUCUGUAACUAUUUCUGGCAUAGAACAUUCUCUUUCAGAGAUAGAACCUGUGAAAGAAGAAUCUUGGGUUUCAAUCAAGAAAUUCAUUCCUGGUCGGAGAAAGAAAAGGUUAGAUGGGAAACAAGAACAAAUUCCUGCUGAAGAAGACCAAACAGGAGUUAAUGAAGAUGAUUCUGACAUCCCAGCUGUUGUUCCUUUAUCUGAAUAUGAUGCAGCAGAACAAGAGAAAAUUGAAGCCCAACGAGUAAAAAACAUUAAAGCAGAAAAAACAAGUCUGCAUGAGGAGAAAUCUGAUCAAGUAGAAGGUCCAAAAACAGGGGAGACAAUUGAGGGAGUUAGUGUGACUGUUGUAGAGGGGGAGAGAGCAGUUACAAGUAUUGAAGAAAGGUCACCAUCCUGGAUUUCUACUAAAAUUACAGAACCUGUUGAAGAAGCAUCAGAUCAGCCAAAACAACAGACUGAGAUGUUUGAAAAAGAGGUCCUUGUUGAAAUACCCGUUGCUAAAACCUUGCCAGAUAUAAAAGACACUAGCAGUGAUAUGAUUGUUAGUGAGCUAGAGUUAACUUCUGAAGCAGUGACAGUUCCAGAAGAGGCAACAGAAAUAACCGAAGCCUCUUGUGCAGAAGAGACUACUGAAAUGGUUUCUGCAGUUUCACAGUUGACUGACUCUCCUGAUACUACAGAAGAAGCUACACCUGUGCAGGAGGUUGACACACCAGAUUUAGAAUCUCUAAAGCAACAAACUCAGGAAAUAAUUCAGGCAGUUAUAGAGAAAGUUAAACAAUCUGAAGAAUCUGAAGCGAUUACAGAAACGAUUGUUUCAGGGGACACGUUUUCAACAGUUCAGAGUCUUGAAACUAAAAUACCAGAGAAAGUGAAUGAGAAAAAAUCUGAACAAAGUGGUGAUCACCAAAGGAUCAGCUUAGAAAUUGGAGAAGCAGCUGGGUUAGAUAACACUAAAGUGAUGCAUGCUGAGGUGCAGGAAGAGGUACAAGGAACAAAAACUGAAGAUAAAACCAUUAAUGAUGGUCAACAAGAAAUAAUUGAACAAACACCUUCAAAAACCUUACAUAAGUUUAAUGAAGUUGAAAGGAGUUUAGAAGUGAAGGAAUGUAGAACAUACAAUGAUUUUACAACUUAUCACAUUGAGAGUACAGGCACUGAGACAUCACAAAUUCCAAUGAAACGGAAAACACCAGUUGAAAUAAAUAUAGAUGGAGGUACUCUCCUAGUACAUUUUGAAGAUAUAAGUAUAAAGCAGCAAGAAGGCAGUGACGGUGAUUCUGCACCUGCAUUAGGAUCUGAAAUUGUAGAAACAACAAUGGUCACUGUAUCGAGUGAUAAACCUCCAGAAAGUCCUGGUUUCCAGGCUUCACAGGGAAAUAAAGAACAGUCUAAAGUGGAAGAGAAACAGAUAGUUACACAAACAUUACAGAACAUUUCAGGAACUGAAGUGGUGCCAGAUUCAGGUUCCAUUGUUGAUCAGGAAAUGAAAGAUACAAACAUUACAAAAGAACCAAUCUCUUUAGACGUGGAAGUGAUGGAAUUACCUGAUCAGACCAAGAUACACCAAGUUGAACUGAAAGAUGAAAAAGUUACUGAAGAAGAGAUUGGACUUCAAAAUCGAAUCAGUUCUCACUCAGCUUCAGUGAAAGAAGAGGUCUUGAUUCAGGAAGAGACACUAUCCUCAGAAAUUCUCAAAAUGCAGAGCUCUAAGACUCAAAAAGCAUCUUUACCAUUAACAGCUGCAGCAAUAGUAGAAGAGGCUAUAGCAGAAGCCGUCAAACUUUCAGAAACAUCAGUUCAAACUCUGGAUUCUGUAAAUGUUCAAUUAAUAACUGAAAAAAUACCCUCUGAAAGCCUGAAAGACUCUGACAUUGCUUGGAAAGACCAAGAAGUACUCAUGGAAAAGCAGUCUCUAGCAGAAUCUGUACUUCAAGAAAAAGCAGAAACAGUAGUGGUAUCUGCUACUACAGAGACUAUCAAAAGUUCUGGUUUCAUAAAAAGACCACAAGAAGGGUCUCAGAAACUCUCAGAUGCAGCCAGUGUUGAAGUGGUUUCUCAGGUAGUCGAACCACCUCUAAGCCAAGUAGAACUUGGAAAGGAUGAAGAUACGUUAAACAUCAAAACUCAGAAUACCAUAAUGCAGACUGCUGUUGAUCAACUUGGUAAUGACAAAGAUCUAAGCACUCAAACUUCUGCACUUAAUGCAGAAGGUCAGGCUCAGAUAAGAAAAUCUGAAGAAAAUGUAUCUGAAAGAGAUGAAAAUGAACUGAUAGCACAGCGUGAAAUUAAAUAUUUUACAACUGAACACUUGGGGCCAGCAGCUUUUGAGCAAACUUCAGAAACUCUAAUUUUUGAUAUUUACAAAGAUGCCUCUUUUUCUGAAAGUUUUGAAAAUAUAGUGGCCGUUGAGGUACAGACAUCUGAAGAAGCCAUUGAAACAAAGACUGGGCCAGAAAUUGACAGUGCAAUGUCAGGAGAAGUAUCUGAUAAGCUAAAAUAUGUACCUAAAAGAGAAACUGAAGAUGACAUUGUAGUUGAAUAUUCAGAUGACCCAAAAUUAGUACCAAGAGAAAGUUAUGACAUAGACCUAUGCAGAGAGUCCUUAGAUUCCAACGGACUAAAACUAAAGGAAACUGUCCAGGGUCUGGAAUGCCAAGAAAGACUAGUAGUUCAGAUAGAAAAGGAAAUUUAUAACCAGUCAGUAGAAGAUAUCAAGACACAGACAAAAGAAGAGGUACAUAAAAAUGAUGAGCCUUGUGAGUCGCCACCGAAAUCGGCACUGAAGAAAUCCUGAGGCAUAAUUUAAUUCAGAAUGUAUAUCGUAGGACCAGAAUGUGAAGAAGGCCAUGUAAGAAAGUGAAGGCUGCUGCUGAUUAGACUCAAGAAUAAUGUUCCUGAUCUGUGAGAACAGAAGAUUAGGUCUUACUACCUGAAGCCAUUCCUAGAGAGCCACUGACAACCCUGAGACAUCAGGAGCUAUACUCAUCAUUCUUUUAAGUUUGGAUGUUAACAUGUCAUUUCCUCUUUUUGAGACAUUUCUCUUUUUUCACUUGAUAACAUGUGAUGUUUCUGAUUUAAUGACCUUACUUCUGAACCUUGAGAGGAGUUGGAAACAUUUAGUUUCUUAUAUUCCCAAACUUAGUUUAAAAUUCUUCCAAAACUGGAGUGUAAUUCUUUGUGUAUUUAUAUGUAUAUCUUAAAUAAACUUUGUUCUGUUUUUAUUGUAUAUUUUCCUUCACUUACUGGUUAAGGAGAUAUUGUCAUACAUUAUUUGAAGUGCUGAGCGCACAUGACUAUAGUUAAAGCCCUGUGGAGUUUGGAGCCACAAGCAAACAAUAAAUGAGGCUUCAUUUGCGACUUUCAUGAGAGAUCUUCCUACUUCAAAGGAACAAUUCCUACUUUAGAUAUUCAUUCAUGUUUAUAUCCCCAUUUCUAUCAUUACUCUAAAAGAGCGGCUCUUUCACUCUGUAGAGUGAAAAUUUGUGGAAGAGAGUCACUUUGCUGAUGGAUUUUGCUUUAAGCUCUGGUGAAAGUUGUCAGGAAGUCUCAAGAAUGUCAAAUUCUGCAAAAUUUUAGGCCCUCCUUGAUCAUUUCAGAAUGGAUGUUUAGACAUGAAUGUGUACUGAGCAAAAGAAAAAUGUUUUUGAUGUUACAGAGAAAAGAAUACAUUGCUUAAAGUUUUUAGAUUCUAUUGUUCUUGUAUCCUAUAUCAUAUCCACACACACACAGCAUGAAAUAAGACAAGUUCUUUAGAAAGUGGUUUUUGAUAGAUAUUAGAUUAUGUCUUCUCCAUAUAUAUAUAUAUAUAUAUAUAUAUGCCCACUUGUCUCAACAGUGUUUCAUUAUGUUCAUAUACAUUUGGUAAACUGUGAUUUGACAAGUGAUUUAAAUAAAAUAUUUGCUUACACUUAGGUUUGUUGGUCUUAUUAGAAUGUAGGAAACCUGGAACUACGUAAAAGCAUUUGUGCCAUUGUAUUAAUCAAAUCAGGUAGGCAUGAACUGCUAAGCUCUGAAUGGAUUAAGGGGGAAAUCAAAGCAUCAUUUUAAAAGAUGGCUGUUUUACAGAAGUUUAACAGACGUUAAAUACAGCAUAUUUAAAACCUGUGUUUAGUGGCAGAGCUUUAUUUUGCCAUUGCCAAAGACUAGCCACCUACUGUAUGUCAUUAUUGGUACAAUUCCACCAUCUGGUGGUGGUUUCUUGAAAGUUACUCAGUUUUCUGGGGUAUGGUUAUCAUCCUCACUUUAAAAUUGCUUAACAUUUAAAUAGCAAAUUAUUCUGUGAAGAAAUCCCAUAAAUAAAAAGUACUUGGGGUAAUACCUAAAAAAUUUGGGAAAAUGUCAGAAUACUUCCAAUUAUGAUCUUUCACACAAAUUAGCAUGAAAAGUUUUAAACAUUGGAGGCCUUUGUUAUUAUGUAAUUGUCACAUGUAAUGUCUUACUAUGUUUAUGUCUUUGUAGUGUUGCUUUUUCAUUUUCUAAGUUACUAAUAUUAACAUUAAAUAUUUAACAGCUGGAGAACUAAGACCUGCAAAUCCAUUUGGUCAAAAUGUCUCUCCUUUCCCCAUUUAAUUUACUGGUUACUUAUGAAACUGGAAGAUAUUUCCUCUGCUGUUGAGAGCAAGCAUGGCUACUUAAGAAAAAUUAGCCAUAGAAUUUUGCUAUUCACCUUAGGGCACUUCAUAUUAAAUAAUGCACAAUGGCCUUGACAAUAUAUUCGGGGAGAUAUAAUUUUAUGAGGCUGUAUGGAGUAGUGAAUAGUAGGUUGACCUGGAAGAACUCUGUUUCAGUCCUGUCCAAUAUAUUGCUUCUGUGACCCUGAGUAAAUAAAUGUAAACUUUCAGUGCUUUAGCCAGUCCUCUUAAGACCAUAAACUGCAAAGAAAGAGCUUAUCUGCAUGUUGAAUGCAUGAGGAAAAACUCACUUAGGAAUUUUCAGUACCAGUGAAACAUUUGCUUGCUCUCAUUAGAAGACAAUAUAUUUUAAGGUACAAGCAAAACUGGUAUUGUGUCAAAUCUAUUAUAUAUUCCUUUCUAAAAUAGCUGUGAAGCUCUUUGCUCAAACAUGAGUAUGGGAUUUACCUAAAUCAUGCAAAAAUCAUUAAAAUAGUUCUAAGUAAACGCCCUUAUUUCUUUCCCCCUAACUGCCUCAACUUUGGAAAAUUGCAGUCAUCAAAACCCAUUCUCCAGAAAUUAUAUUAGUGAUUUUUUUUUUUUAGUUACUAAUACCAGAAUGUGUUGUGAGAUGUUUUUAAAAUCAGAAAUCGUAUACCCAUAUCCCCGUUACAACUGCAGCAUGCAAUUUUGAUAGAAUUUUUAAAGGUGUUCUUAAUGUAUAAAAUUCCGUUUAGAACUCCAGGUUAGCUGCAGCUAAUGUAAAUUGUUUGAAGGAGUUGGGGAACAAGUGAUAUAUGAUAUCUUGUACUCUAGAAAGUACAACUGUUGCAAACUUGACAUUUCUUGUUAUUGAGGAUUAUGACAGUUCCCUGAUGUUAUUUUAUUAAUGGUACAAAUUACACAUCUGUAACAGAUAGUUUGUUCCAAUAUUUUGCCUUGAUCUCUGGAACUCCAAAUAUUCAGCUGAGGGCUGUAGAUUUUAACUUGGAUUUAAGCUUUAAGCUUUGCAACUUCCCAAGGCAUUGGGUUACAAGAUAUUUCAUGAAUUUUGUUUUUUUUUAGUUCAAAUUUUCAUUUGUCUAAAUAAAGUAUAAUCAAAUGC
Sarcophilus harrisii (Tasmanian devil) is the source of this 8180-nucleotide messenger RNA. It is a transcript of the gene AKAP12, whose product is annotated as A-kinase anchoring protein 12. NCBI's taxonomy places the organism in Eukaryota, Metazoa, Chordata, Mammalia, Dasyuromorphia, Dasyuridae. The record is from RefSeq and is a predicted model, not a curated record. Gene Ontology annotation, molecular function: calmodulin binding; protein kinase A binding. The coding region runs from base 205 to 5259 and encodes 1684 amino acids. Gene Ontology annotation, cellular component: cytoplasm. Gene Ontology annotation, biological process: signal transduction; regulation of protein kinase C signaling. The transcript has 4 exons.